AUGCGUCCGCUCGCUCGUUCGCCCGUCGCGCCGCCGCCGCGUCGCCGUCACGCCGCCGUUGUGCGCGGCGACGGCGCGGCGGCGGCGCGACGGCGACGCGGCGGCGAGCGACGCCGCGCUCACGAGUUGUUCCCCGCAGCCGCGCCGGGCUGCAGUUACGCGGGCGCGCUGCGCGGCCGCCACCCGGACCACAUGACAGACGCGGAGCGCGCGCUGGAGCUGGGCGCGGCGCUGGCGGGCUCGCCGCCGCGCGGCGCAUUCGAUCUGCGCGACCCCAAGCACUUCCCGCCUAUGCGCGCCGCCCCCGCCCCCGGGGCCCCCGUCGCCGGGCCCCCCGCCGCCGCCGCCGCCGCGCCCGACCAG
Messenger RNA from Brenthis ino (lesser marbled fritillary), 363 nucleotides. NCBI's taxonomy places the organism in Eukaryota, Metazoa, Arthropoda, Insecta, Lepidoptera, Nymphalidae. The record is from the annotation of a GenBank genome assembly.